AUGUCUACGCAAACCAAAGGAGGCGCCAGCGGAGGUGGAUCCAGCGGUGGAGCAUCCGGCGGAACUAGCGGAGGAGCAGCUGGCGGACGAUCAGGCGGAGCAGGAUCGAAGGGAGCAAACCAACAAGCCUCCACACCGAGCAAGCCCACCGACGACCUGUUCGUCAUCGAUCCCAAUGACCCCCGCGACCCACGCACUCAGGUCUCGCCACUCCGAGUCGACCCUGCUAUCCCCUCUCUCCCUCUGGCGAAGUGCAAGACACCUGAUUGCACGAACAAUAACUACGUUCAAGGAGGCUACACCACCCACAUCCAACACCACCUACCUCCAACACCACUUUGCUUCUUCAUCAUGACUGGAACAAAAACCUCAGCUGCCGGCUUCCGCUGGAACGUCUUCUCCAGCUUCCCCGACGGCCUGCCUCUGCGCAUUCGGGCUGAUGCCGCCUUCGCGAACACGGACUGGGACGCUUUGCUAGAGUACGCAUCCAAGCUCCGCAAUGGCGCCGAAUGCAGACUGCUGCCGGACAUUGGUAUGGGCGCCAACAACAUGGUCCGUGUCAUCGAGUUCAACGAUGGCAAACGCUGGGCUGCUCGUGUUCGCAUGCCACAUAGCUUAACACGUGGGGGCACCACUAUGCUGUGGGAUCAAGCGAAGGAAAUUUUCGACAACGAGGUCGCUUUUCUCAACUUCAUGCGGCAAUCUUCCGAUAUCCCCGUCCCUGCGGUCUACGCCCAUGAAACGACUGAUGCCCACGGAGUGCAUGCUCCUUUCAUCCUCAUGGAGUGUGUGGAAGGCAAUGUGGGAUCGGACAUGUUUGAUAAUGAGGCGUUUUUCACGUUCCCAGAUGAGCAAAAGGCCACCUUCUUUGAUAGUGUCGCCGAGGUUCAUAACGAGGAUGGUACCUACAUCCAAGGACCUAUUCAUCGCAUUGGCGGCCCUUUCGACACGGCGACUGAGUUCUUCCAAGCAUGGGCAAAGAACAUACGCUUCGGACAUCCUAAGGGAUUAGUCGACUGGCCAGCUAAGGGAGGACGCAGUGUAGAAAUACCCGCGUCAGUAGCAGCAUUCCAGGCUGCUAUCGAUGAGCUAUCUAGCAAGAUCUCAGUCCGAGACAAAGGCCCGUUUCCAAUCUGGCACGACGACUGCGGCCACAAUAAUCUCAUCAUGGGCGAGCAAUACCGUGUGCUGGGCGUCAUUGACUGGGAGAUGGCAUACGCGGCACCCUGGGAAAUUUUUGGGGAUUACCCGCACUUCAUUGACACCAUUCCUAGACCCUUGAGCGAACCGGGGUACCCGGAUGAGCAAGUCCGUCCUCUAGAUGAAGAAGGUAAACUCAGAGAGGCACAUCAGAAGCAGUAUAUCGCCGCCGUCAUCCGAGCGGAAGCAAAGAGGGGACUGACCUUGGACAAUCAUACGUAUCUCCUUUCUGCAGCACUGCAGGACACCAAGCGACAGGAAUUGGCGACGUCGAUGGCGUUGUUCGCGUAUGGUAGAGGAGGCUGGUACCGCAACGUGACCGAUGAGCUUGCUAAGAGUCUCCUGGAGAAAUCUGAGGUCAGCGACGUCAAAGAAGAUGUUACCACCGCAUCGUCCAGUGGCACCUUCCCGAGCACGACUUAGAGCGACCAUCCACAGCGAAGUGAAUGCUCUAUCCUCCAGUACCGAUUGAACUGGGCCCUAGUCAACAUCAUUCUACAUCACUACUGGAGUUCGAGGAGUCUUUCAACCGGUUAUAGAUAUCCUUGAGACCUGACACUCUCCAUGGCAGUACGCCUUAGAUAGGUUUGGAUAAAGUUCAAUGACACUGAUCCC
Messenger RNA from Mytilinidion resinicola, 1815 nucleotides. RefSeq lists its product as uncharacterized. The coding region runs from base 1 to 1623 and encodes 540 amino acids. The transcript has 4 exons. Lineage: Eukaryota; Fungi; Ascomycota; Dothideomycetes; Mytilinidiales; Mytilinidiaceae. The record is from RefSeq and is a predicted model, not a curated record.